AUGGCGACCUUCUUGACUCAAUCACCGCCACAACCUGGCGACGGCACCUUCCUCACACAGACGAUCAACGAGAAGUUGCGCCGCGCUCGUAGGCGACAACGCGGCAAGAAGCCAAUGAAGCUGUCGUUUCUGCCGCAGGAUGCUCACUCGAUCGCUGAUGAAGAGGAAGCAUCCGAGUUGCAACAUUUUAGCAAGACCAUUCCGAGUUUCCUCGACAGGGAAGGAGACAUCGACAAUAGGCGAACAAUCUCGGACAAUACGUUCUUAGCGCCUCGGGCCGAAGCCGUUCUCGACGCAUAUGACACACCAGAGCACUUCACUUUCCUUCACCACCCACAACCACUUCGGCAAAUACCAAACUUCGUGACCAUGCCUGCACGUUAUGACUAUGGCUCCAAUGCCUCGACGACGGUCAAGGCGAGCAUUCCGCCACACCUCAGAGCGAAACAUGCUGCCGAAGCCCAAUGUCGCAGUAAGACUGAUAACGCUGCGCUUCUGGAGAAGCUCCAAGCACUUGGUGCCAAGGUCGGCAGCCCGAAGGCGGUGACCAAGUCAGCAGGCGAGCAGUUUGACGCCUUGGUCUCACCGCGGAAUGCAGAGUCAGCGCCCGUUUCCCAGGGCUCGGACCUGUCUGGCCGUGGUCGCGGACACGGUGGGGGGCGAGGUGGUACGCAAGGUAAAGCUUGGGAUCGUCGAGACUCCAAGCAUAUCAGUGAGAGCUUCGUGAAGGCCAAAGAUCACACGGGCACUGGACCCAGUACUACUUGGGAGCCACGAAGAGGCGCCGACGCAGCCGCCAGGAACUCGCAGUGGCCCAGUCGCAAGGACUUCCCCGAUCCACCCCCAGACCGUUGGAAGACCGAUUGGGCGGGCACCAAUCGCAACAGCUGGGACAGCACCACCAUUGAAUCCGGACGUGCUUCGAGUGGUUGGGGCACCAAGCAGAAGAAACGUGAUGCUCGCCAAGCAGGUGUGCCCCUGACCGGCUUCGAUGGCAACUUCGCACCACCACCAGUGGACUGGGACUGCAGACCUGCCUUCCGCGACGGACAGACAUACGAUCAGAUCAUGCAGUGGAUGGCAGGCAUCGAAACCUUGCUUUGUGGGAUCACUCGCCGCGUGCCCAUCGAAGAAGUCACUGCUGGAGAUGGCAUCACCUACGUCUUCAGCGUGCCAGGAGCGAAUCAAAGUUCAACUCAGAACGACACAAGGAAGCAGAUGGGAGAAAUUGCGCCUCAACACUGGGUGCCAGUGACUCUCGGUAGGAAGGCUCCUGGCUCGUUUUGGGACGAGGUCAUGCCUGAGGAACCGCGACCCUGCGAUCCCGAGGAUCUGGUCGGAGCCCGCCCUUGGUGGGAGAAGCAUGUCAAGGCUGUCGACCCUGAGAACAAUAAGCUGCAUUUCCUCAAAGAUGUCGAGGCUCCUGCUGAGCUUGGCGUGGACCCAAACGAAGAGGACGCCGAUCAGAAGCUCAAGCGAAAACACGAUCUUGGCAGUCUCACGCACGCCGAGAAUCGCAUUCGUUUGGAGAUCGCGCGCAAAGAUGCCAAACUCGCAAAGCAAAGGAAAGCCGCCGCGAAGCAAGAGCGAUUGACAGCCGUGAUCGACAACAUGGACCACCACCGCAUCAAAACUGGCGUCAGUCUCUUCGUCCGAGCCGCGAGAAAAGAAGACAUGGCUGCUAUCACAGAGAUAUACAAUUACUACAUCACCAGUACCUGCUCGACCCCGGAACUCGACCGCCGUACCAAAGAGAAUAUGCACCAACGCUGGCAGGAUGUGCGUCUAAAUCGCAUGCCGUACCUCGUCGCUUGUGAGCGUGGCGGUGUCAUCAAAGCCAGGAACAACAAGAAGAAGAAGUCCGUCCGCACCAUGCGUGGUGACGAUGAGGACGUGAUUCUUCCUGACAAAAUCAUUGGCUUCGCCUUCGCCGACGACUUCAACGACUUGAAAGGCAUGUACCGCUUCACCGCCGAGAUGGAAGUCUACGUCCACAACGACUACUACAUGAAAGGUGUGGGCAAGUGUUUGCUCGAUAAGCUCAUGGGACUGUUGGACGGACACUACCUCGAGCGGGGAGGGUAUGAUGCUGUGGGCGAGGACAUCGAUGGUACGGGACAGCAGAGAGUGGUGAAGAACAUUGUGGUGCAUCUGUCGUAUGACAAGCCGGAGAAGUUGGAGUGGGUUGGGAAGUGGUUGGAGGGAUGGUUGCAGUUCCGCAAGGUGGGACAGUUGGAAGGUAUUGGAACGAAGAAUGGCAAGGCUGUGAGCAUGGCCAUCUUCCAGCGCGAGACAGGCGAGCCGCUCAAUCACGCCAACCCACCGAUCAUGAUGGAGUAUCCGACGACCGUUGGAUGA
Zymoseptoria tritici IPO323 is the source of this 2358-nucleotide messenger RNA. RefSeq lists its product as uncharacterized. The transcript has 2 exons. The record is from RefSeq and is a predicted model, not a curated record. Bases 1 to 2358 code for a protein of 785 amino acids. Lineage: Eukaryota; Fungi; Ascomycota; Dothideomycetes; Mycosphaerellales; Mycosphaerellaceae.